GCAAGUGUCAUUUUAAGCAUCGUCAAGCUUCCCCCUGCUCAUCGUUCCAGUUAUCUUUCCCAAAGCCUCCGGUCGAACAAUCCUGUUCCACUAUGUCUUCUAAGCCCUACACCGGCCCCUCAGUCGCAGACAUGCUCCGCGACAAAACGUUCGCAGAGAACAUCAUCAAAUACCACGAUCACCCCACCAGCGACAGUAUCUUGGACGACGAAAACUUGGAUCUCUUGCAGCGAUUUGUUGAGGAUCCGAGCAAGCGAGAGCAGAUAUUGAAGGAUGAGGGUAUUGACCCCAAUGGGUCGUUGAAGGGGCAGCAGGCAAGUCUGACUGCUUAUGCGAUUUGGGCGUAUGGUAAGCAGGAUGUGGAUGGAGGGCUGCUGAAGGAGAGCGAUGUUGAGUUGUUGAGGCAGUGGUUUGAGGGUGGAAAGAAGGGUGCGUAGGGUUAGGACUGUCAGUAAGAGUAGCAAGGCCAGCACUAUCUGGACGAGCAUUUUGCCCGUUCGACGGACUCUUUUUGUACAGGGCAUACAGCAACUACUGUAGUCCUAAGAGAACUUAUCAGAUUGCAGAAGGCCUGCACAAUGACACUGAGUACCUCCUAAAAAUUUAGAUUUGUACCUGCCUUGCUCUGCUGCUCGGAGGG
This is a messenger RNA of Macroventuria anomochaeta, 640 nucleotides long. RefSeq lists its product as uncharacterized. The record is from RefSeq and is a predicted model, not a curated record. The coding region runs from base 93 to 437 and encodes 114 amino acids. The transcript has a single exon. Lineage: Eukaryota; Fungi; Ascomycota; Dothideomycetes; Pleosporales; Didymellaceae.